CACCUACAUCCACCGGGGGUUGGGGGUCUGCUUCAGACACAGACUCAGUUUAGGACCCGUGGCGUGUUGGACGCAGGCGCGGCAAUGGCUGCUUCCUAAUGCAACUGGCUUCACCAUUACAGUCACACCAGAUUGCCGGCGUACUUAACUGCAUUAGUGCAACUUGCAACGUUUGAGACGGAACACAUUUUUAAACUGACCUCAGAAGUCUUAGUCUGAGCAAUCACAACUCAGGAUGAACGGGAAUUUGACUGAACAAGAACCUGAACCCAGCCCAGCUGUGAAGAGAUUCUCCAAAUCAGAGGUCCAGAGUCUGGUCCAAACAGUGGUCCAUGAUGCAGUCCAAGAAACUGACACCAAGAUGGAGUCUCUGCUACAAAAGGUUCAACAGCUGGAGUGUGAGCCCAAAUGUGACUUUAACAUCCGCAAACUCGAGGCUCAUAUUAAGAAGGUGAAGCGGAGAGGGGAUGCAGCUAUGGCCUUUCUGAGGAAAAUGGGAAUGUCUGGAGCGCAAACAAAAUGCACCCCACAAAAUCAGAUAAGGAAUACGUUGCCAUCCGCAGUAGAGUCUGAAACUGUCGAACUCUCCAGAUUAGACUCUGAUGAGGACCCAAUUGAAAUCGUCCCCUGUCAGAAAAGGAAGUUCGUCAGUGGCAUCCGGCAGAAUCUGAUGCCCAAUGAAAAGAGGCCACGCAUGGAUGACAAACAAGUUGAAUUGAAGAGCCAAUUUACCAGAGAUCCCUCCCUAUCUCCUCCUCAACUGACUCCAGUUUCUCUGACUCCGACUCCAUCUGCUGUUGUUUCUCCACCUGACCUGAUCAUGGCGUCCCUCAAGAUAGAGAUCCCCAUGUCAUCUCCAGGAGCCAAGCCUGCCGUGAGGGAGUGGUUAGACGGUGUAGAGGCCGUGAAGGAGGAGCCAGUGAAGGAGGAGCCAGUGAAGGAGGAGCCAGUGAAGGAGGAGCCAGUGAAGGAGGAGCCAGUGAAGGAGGAGCCAGUGAAGGAGGAGCCCGUGGAGGAGGAGCCCGUGGAGGAGGUGCCCGUGGAGGAGGUGCCCGUGGAGGCGGAGCCCGCGGAGGAGGAGCACGUGGAGGGGCCCAUCAAGACACUCCAGCCUCCGGCAGCAGGCAGUGCCAAGACACCCAGGGCUCCAUCAGGUACCACCACUCAAGUCAAGGUGGAGGAGAGGAAGAUUUCUGCUCGGGAUGAUCCCUUGCCUGGCCUCCCUCCUCUCCCUCCCACCACCUUCCCCUCCGUCCUGCCUGCCGAGGCCGCCUCCUACUCCAUUCCUUCCCAGGUCAAAGUCAACCUGGCCUACAUCCACAACCCCCCCGGCAUCAGCAUCCUGUGGGACCUGGUGGAAAAAGACCCUACAGAGCCACCUAUGGAUAGGUUCAGAGUGUGCAUGAUGUUGGAGAAGGGAAAGGGGUGUGGCUUGUUUCCAGUGACUUGGACCUUGUAUGAGGUGACCGCCAUCCCUCUGCCCAUGGCUAUCGUCAUCCAAAUCCAGAAGAAAAUGUCUGGACGCAAGAUAUGCUUCGCAGUGGUGGGCAAGGACAAGUUUGGACGCUACGGCACCUACAGUAACAUCAAACACGCCCUGCUGCCCUAGGGGGCAGACUGACCCGGUCCGCAGGCUAGGAAAUGGGCUUGCCGGCCGGGUUCACGGGGGUCAAACCAGGACCAGCUAGGUUCUGGAGACACGAAGCCUUCUCUGGUGUCCCACCACUCGUUGUCAGGCGCUCCAUGGUGUGACGAGUCCCCAGCCCCCCUGCUGCUUCUGCAGGUGGAGCAGCUGACAAGCAGGUGGAGGACUGAGGGGAUUCUUCAUGGACUGGAAACUUUUACACAGUCUUAUGUGCCUUAUAGUUAAGUUUGUUUAUUAUGUUGUGUUGUCACAAUAGUGUGUGAAAUACGAGUUUCUGUAUUAAAACAGAUCUGUUUCUGAGACA
Messenger RNA from Osmerus eperlanus (European smelt), 1949 nucleotides. RefSeq names its product activating transcription factor 7 interacting protein 2 (gene atf7ip2). The record is from RefSeq and is a predicted model, not a curated record. Gene Ontology annotation, biological process: regulation of DNA-templated transcription. Lineage: Eukaryota; Metazoa; Chordata; Actinopteri; Osmeriformes; Osmeridae. The transcript has 12 exons. Gene Ontology annotation, molecular function: protein binding; transcription coregulator activity. Gene Ontology annotation, cellular component: nucleus; transcription regulator complex. The coding region runs from base 236 to 1609 and encodes 457 amino acids.